Brienomyrus brachyistius is the source of this 4570-nucleotide messenger RNA. RefSeq names its product family with sequence similarity 102 member Ab (gene eeig1b). The transcript has 12 exons. The record is from RefSeq and is a predicted model, not a curated record. Lineage: Eukaryota; Metazoa; Chordata; Actinopteri; Osteoglossiformes; Mormyridae. The coding region runs from base 428 to 1639 and encodes 403 amino acids.
AGGUUCCCCCAGUUCAAAGUACAAGGAGGGCAAGUCAGAUCCAUUUCUGCGACUGUGUCAGCAACAGAUAAACCCCGUAGGGGGAUAAUGUCUUUGUGUUUUUAAUUUAGUUCUACUUUUUUUUUUCUUUUUGGUUUGUUUGUGCAUUUGGCGGCAGCUCCGGCACUGUAAACGGGAGAAACAGUCUUCGUCACUCUCGCUGGAUCCCGGUCCGCUGGCGACCGCCGACUUGUACCGGAGCUGCUCACCUGCCCGAUUAGACGGCAGAGUUUGGAGGUAAAGAAACGACCGAAAGGAAAGAAGAAUGUGUCAGACAUAAAGUCGGAGCCUCACUGGGUGCGUGUGUUUGCCUCUUCUGGGAUCCCAGAUUGGAGCUGUGUUUUUCUAAGACAACGGACCAAAGGGCGCAUUUUCGACGCUCACAUCUAUGGCGUUUUUAAUGAAGAAGAAGAGGUUUAAGUUUCAGACCAGCUUCACCCUGGAGGAACUCUCCGCCGUCCCCUUUGUUAACGGCAUGCUUUUCUGCAAGAUCAGGCUCCUGGACGGCGGCGAAUUUACUUGUACAUCAUCAAGGGAGGAGGUACAGGAGAACUCUGUUCGCUGGAAGAAGAGGUUCUCCUUCAUCUGCAAGAUGAGUGCCAGCCCCACCACAGGAGUGCUGGAUCAGUGCAUGUGCCGGGUGUCGGUCCGCAAGGAGCUGAAAGGUGGAAAGAGCUUCUCUAAGCUGGGCUUUGCUGAUCUCAACAUGGCAGAGUUCGCUGGCUCAGGGUCCACAGUGCGCUGUUGUUUGCUGGAGGGUUAUGACACCAAGAACACGCGACAGGACAACUCCAUCCUCAAGGUUACAGUCGCGAUGACACUUUUAUCUGGAGAUCCAUGUUUUAAAAGACCCCCUAGCACUGCAAAGACCAUCUCCAUGCCGGGGCAGGACCACUCACUGCAGCCGGACUGUAAAGGGGAGGGCACCGCAGCCCCUGUUACCCCAGCCGGGGUCGUCAUGGCUCCAGGGCGCUUUCCCAAACCCAAACCUACAGUCGGCUCAGUCCCAGGUCUGCCGGAGGAGACUGACCAGAGCCUGUCCAGCCCAGAUGAGGUCUUCCACUCGGGUCACUCCCGCAACUCCAGCUACACUAGCCAACACAGCAAAAUAUCAGGUGACACAGACACGCACAAAGCUGCCCAUCGUUUGACCUCUGGAUACAGCACCGAGCACUCGCACUCCUCCAGCCUGACAGACCUCACACAUCACCGCAACACCUCAACGAGCAGCAGCAUCUCUGGGGGGCUUGCCGAGCCAGAAAAGGAGCCUGAGAAACCCCCCCGACCAGAGAAACCCCCCCAACCAGAGAAACCCCCCCGGCCUCCAAGGCCAGCCCUGCCGCCCAACAGGUCUUCUAGGAGGACAAAGGUGUCUGUGGAGAAUCACCCUAACUGGGUGGACGAUACCCGCAUGGACGCGGAUGACAUUGUGGAUAAGAUUGUUCAGAGCCAGAACUUCGCUGAUGUCAGCAACAACGAAGACAGCAAUCUGAGACUGUUUGUCAGCAGGGAUGGUACUACUGCGCUUGGUGGGAUUCAGCUGGGGGCUAACAGGGUGUCAGCUGGUGUCUUCGAGCCCGUGGUGAUCGAAAGCCAUUAGAAACCCCUGGAUGUUCCAGCUUCAGCAUCCCCCCCCCUCGAUUCACCCCCCCCCCCCCUCGAUUCACCCCUUCCCCCUGAUUCUGGAAAAGAGAGAAGGGGACGAGUAGCUUCAGCCUGGGGUGGUGCAGGACACUGCUGCUUCCUGUGGAUUCCCUGUCUCCUGCUGUAUUGUGUGUGUGUGUGUGUGUGUGUGUGUGUGUGUGAGAGAGAGAACAUGUGGUUCUCAUGGUGUUCAUUAGCAAAACGGACAGAGACAAAGCACUUCACUGAACUCCACCAGGGCAUAACAUUACAGGAAUGAUAUAGUACCAUCCAAAGACUGACGUGGAUUCAAUGGUGGUAAUUAGGAAUAACGCAUUUAUUGUUAUAGUUAUGGUCUUUUGAAUAUACCAUUCCAAUUAAUAAGUAUUUGUUACGUGGCAGCAUGGCAGUGCAUUGUGGGAGCUGUAGUGCCACAAAUACGUGGAGGACUACACGUCCUAUGGAACUUUUUUUUUUUUUUUUUUGUUCCACAUGACAAAGGGAGCAACUACAGAAACCUUUUUUUCUCUAGCAUUGGGUUUGCAGUGGGUUUUGGGAAGUGUGUGUUCGCACACUGAAAACAAAACAGACCUUUUAGGCAUGACACCUGUUACCAACCACCAGGCCUAGAUAGACUUUUUUUCCAUUUUUUCAUGGUGCUACCAAGUGGCAUGGUUUGCCUUGACUUGCUCCCCUCGUAUCACAGCCUGGCAGUUCUGGCACAAGAAACAUAUAAAGUUUACUGUUGGUAACUGGUUCAACACUGAAGCUGUGCCUAUAGGUUGAUUUUGUGCUCAGCAGGAAAUGGCCUGGAGCAUUCCUAGUUCUUUAUAAUAUAUAUUUCUGUCAAUAAGCUAAUAAGGAGAGCGUGGAAAGUAGCUGACUGUAGGGUGGAGAUAGAUGCGCAAAGAGGACGUAGCUGAAGUGAGCAGAGUGGAAUAAAAAUCACAGUGUUGGUGAUCUACGCUCCCCGGUUUGGUCCUGGACAGCUGAGCAGGUUUGAUCAUGCAUACAGACUGACCACUCAGUCAUUCACAGAUUGUAGCUUCGUCUCCAUGGAGGCAGAGUAACCAAGGUAGCUCUGCCCAUGAGGAGCUGGGGGUUGAUGGGGGGCAACCUGUUGCAUUGUGGGUAUGGUGGUAUCAGGCAUGCUGGGUUAUGUCUUAUUUCACAGCAUACCUCUACAGGGCAGUGGUGGAUGUGUUUUAGGGUAGAAAUGUUUCCUGAUGGAGAGGGCUGCCUUCUCCCCCCACAAUAAAUGUGCUGUGCACUGUUUUAGAACCCCCAGCCCCUCGUGGUCUAGUCUUCAGGGAUACCAUGUGAGGGACUGUGAUGGAAAUGGAUAUAAAGAGGGCAGAUGAUUCUACACAUUGUAGGUGUCUGUCUUUAAGGAACACCAUAAUAUGCUGAAUACAUUUAAGUAUUUUUUUGGAGUUUGGUAAUAAUCUACAGACUUUUGUUAGUCUAAGCUUCAUUUCCCUUAUGAUGUUACUUAAUAUUGUGGAAAAGGUGCUGGAUUUGGGCUGAGAGGUUCGGUGUUAUAACAUCUGAGACACAGCUACUGACACGAUAAUGUGAUCUCCAAAAUACCCCCCUCCGUUACCUUUUAUUACAACAAUGACUGCUCAAAAAUAGCUAACACCACCCCCUGGUGGUGGACAGAAGAAGCUCGUCAAUUACGUCGCUUGCAUGGCCCGUUAUGGGCUUGUUCUAUUUGCAAGUGGCUUGUUUUUUGGGAUCGCAAUGCGGCUUUUUUGUCCAAACAAAAUUAAUAAACGUGUGGAUAGGGUAGUUUUUUGUAAGAAAACUCAUACCCUGUUAACCCAGGAAGCCAAAGGCCAUUUAUUCUUUGGAAUAAGAAUGCUAGGUAAAAACAUUGAUUGGUUUUUUAUUUCCUAUUAUUCACAAUAUGAAUGUGGAGAUAACGAGGAGUGUGUAUUUGAAAUGUCAUCCAUUGUUUGGUGUUUGCCAAUUGGCAGGAAACUAGGAUUCUGGUCAUAGUAGUUAGUUAUUUUCUGGACAUUUCAAACCAGCGGGCUGGUUUUUUUUUUUUUUUUUUUUUUUUUUUUUUUUUUUUUUUUUUUUAGUUUAGUCAUAUCCCACAGCUAAUAAAAAUACUUCAUCGUGAUUAAGUUCCACGUUUAAUACAAAUGGAUCUAGGGGUUUUAUGUAUACAAGACUGCUUUUACGUGUUCAGAAAUUGGUCCUAUAUACUUGACCGUUUGCAAUCUGUGAUUUUUGUUUUUAAUGAAAUAUAAGCAGAUACUGCUGUUCCGAGCUCACGUCAAUGAAAAGUCGGACACUUCAUGGGACGUCGACAUAUCUGGCCGCCAGAGGGCGGACAUCACCAGCUAACAGCGAAGGACCUGAGUCACUCCUGUAAACGCGCUGGCUUCAGAGGCUGGUUCUCUUUAGAAAUCCGUAUAGAGGUUCCUUAGAGCCCUGAAUCCUGCACUUAAAGGGUUCGUCUUUCUAAAUGCUUGUUAAAACAGCAAUUAAAACGGUGGCCAUUCGCUUUAUUAAACUCUCCACUGUAAAACUUAUUUCUUACUGUCUUCAUGAGCUAUGCACAAGAAUAUACUACUAAUUAAAAAGUUUAUAACAUUAACGUUAAUAUAACUGAUAAAUGUUUCCAUAACAUUUUUAUCACGUUAUGUUGAGAACUGUGUAGAUGAUUAUUUUUGUGGUUUUCCAGAAAUGUUUUAUUUGUUUUUAAAUAAGACAGGUGUGAAAUUUUUAAGUCGCUGCAAAUCCUAUUCGAAUACACUGUUCAAACAUGGUUUAAUAUGAAACGUGGAACGGUAUUACAAUGUAUACCAUGUGAACGUGUAAUUCUAUAUUUUAAAUGUAACUAGAAAUCGCGUAAAUGUCCAUGUUUUUUGCCAGAAUAAAGGUUUUAGGAAGAAAA